AUGCUGGUGACGGCGGCUGGCCUCGUCUCGGCUCCGUGGCGCCAUGCCGAGCAGGCGGCUGGGGGAGGCAAAGGGCAGCAGCCUCCCAAGCCGAAGCGGCUCACUGACGAGAAGCGUGCCUACUUCGUGGCCUGUCCCGCCGACCAGCUCGAUGCGUGCAAGGAGCUCAUCGCGGAGGCGGACUGGCAAGCCAUUCGUCAGCAGCGCUUCCUCAUCCAGCAGCAGCUGGGAUCGCUUUCUGCGGUCAGACCUGUCAGGAGUGCGCAGGUGGCGGCCGACGAGGCUUCCAAACGUCUCCUGCGGGCCCGCGGCGAGCUGGAGCGCAAGAAGAAGGCGGCCCAGGCAGCGCUGCAAGCGGCGUUCGACCAGGAGAAGCACGUCGCGAAGCUGCAGGUGGAGUUGGACGAGCUCGCCGAGAAGGCCAGGCGGGUCCUGGCUGAGCCGCCUGUCGCGGCGGUGCCGCGUGCCGAGGACCGCUGCGUCGCUGACGUCACCAAGUGCAGGGACCUGGUUGGCGCUGUCUCAGGUGCCCUCGGCGGCGUCGAGCUUGGCGAGCUGGCUGGCCCGCUCAAGUCCCUCAUCGCCGCACUCCAGCAGGAUGUUGCCGCCUGCGAGGCCUCGGGCGCCCCGCCAGCAGCUGCUGAGCCUGCCCCUGCCGCCGCUGCGGCAGGCGCCCAGCCUGGGGCGGGGGCGCAUGCAGCGGAUCUGGGCGGUGUGCACGCGGCGGUGGGCGAUGACGACGAGGACAUGGAUGGCCGCAACCUAUCCCCUGAGGACUUCGCGGCGCAGGCCGAAGCUUUCUGCGACGGCGACGCUGAGAAGAG
Molecule: messenger RNA, 824 nt
Organism: Prorocentrum cordatum
Lineage: Eukaryota; Dinophyceae; Prorocentrales; Prorocentraceae
Source: the annotation of a GenBank genome assembly